GCAAAAGAAACCUUGGGUCUGGAUCUCAACAGAGAUGAUCCUCACUGCCACCACUGCUGCCCCAAACACCUUGGGAAACAAGAAUCCUUGCUCAGAAGAUGGGAGGUCAGAGGAGGCUCACAGAGAAUCUAAGAGGAUGGAGCCGAGUACCUGUAAAACCAGUGAAUCGGAGGAAGACUAUGUUGAGGAAGAGGAAUCUGAGGAGGAAUGUGUUAAAGGGGGAGAAACUAUCCCUUCUAACCCUUCUAAUGAGGCACUCUCAAAGGCUGACUAUAAUGCAUUUGGGAAUGGGGCUCCCUUAUCCAUUAUAGCUAAGAAAAUUCCAAAGAAAACUAUAGCCCCAACUGACCCAGAGGACUUAGAAGUUGGGAGAAGAAAGAGAAAGAGGAAACACAGACCCCUAGCCAUCAACCUGACCAACUGCAAGUAUGAGAGUGCUAGAUCAGCCAUCUCCUUCGUCCCCUCCUAUUCCAUUGGCAUUUCAGAGCCUGAGGUGCCAGUGCGAACCCUCCCAGAGACAGCUCUGCAGGCCAGAACAAUCUUGAUUGAGAGAUAGGGAGAAAACCAGAGCUGACAGGAGCAGAGAGCCAGGCUCUAGUUUUCUCUGCCACAGAUUUUGGAAGGGCCCUGACAGCCUCAUGAACUUGGAAUUGUC
This is a messenger RNA of Trichechus manatus latirostris (Florida manatee), 655 nucleotides long. RefSeq names its product tubulin polyglutamylase TTLL13-like. The coding region runs from base 35 to 556 and encodes 173 amino acids. NCBI's taxonomy places the organism in Eukaryota, Metazoa, Chordata, Mammalia, Sirenia, Trichechidae. The record is from RefSeq and is a predicted model, not a curated record. The transcript is spliced from 4 exons.